AUGUCUAUAUUGAAAAUAACAGCUCGACAAAUCCUCGAUAGUCGAGGGAAUCCAACAGUUGAAGUCGAUGUUAUUACUCACAGAGGUUUAUUUCGAUCUUCGGUUCCAAGUGGCUCGUCAAAGGGAAUUCAUGAGGCAUUCGAAUUAAGGGACAAUAAUCCGUUGGAAUUUAGUGGAAAGGGUGUUCGAAAAGCCGUUAAAAAUGUGAAUGAUAUAAUCGGACCAGCACUCAUCAGGAAGAAUUUUAUCGUCACUCAACAAGAAGAGAUCGAUCAUUUUAUGGUUAAGGAACUGGAUGGAACACCUAAUAAAUGUCGAUUAGGAGCGAAUGCAAUUCUGGGAGUUUCAAUGGCUAUUCUCAAGGCCGGAGCUGCUGAAAAGUGUAUUCCUCUCUAUCGCUAUGUAGCAAAUAUGGCUGGAGUGAAGAAGGUUUCUCUCCCAAUACCAGCUUUUAAUGUGAUUAACGGUGGAAGACAUGCGGGCAACGUUCUUCCAAUGCAGGAAUUUCUUAUUUUUCCGGUAGGCGCGAAGUCGUUUUCUGAGGCCCUGCAAAUGGGCGCUGAGACAUUUCAUAAGCUGAAGAAUAUUAUUCUGCGAAGGUAUGGAAUAGUUGCCUGUAAUGUCGGAGAUGAGGGUGGUUUUGCUCCGAGUGUCUCUAGUGCAAAUGAAGCUUUGGAUUUGCUUAUGGAGGCAAUCGAUGCAGCAAAAUAUCGUGGGAAAAUAUUAAUCGGAAUGAACGUUGCCGCAUCUACUUUCUACGAAAAUAAGAAUUAUCAAUUAAACUUUAAGGAACCAAAACGUGACUUUCAUGGCUUCUAUGAUUCUGACAAAUUAAUACAACUCUACAGUCAAUUACUAGUCAAGUAUCCCAUAGUCAGCAUUGAGGAUCCUUUUGAGCAAGAUGACUGGACAUCCUGGGCAAAAUUCACACAACAAUCUAGAAUUCAAAUUGUGGGCGAUGAUCUAACAGUAACAAACCCAGAGCGAAUGCAAAUGGCCAUGAAGUUGAGAGCUUGCAAUUGCCUUUCGCUGAAGAUGAAUCAAAUCGGCACGUUUUCUGAGGCCUUAGAAGCGACAAAAUUAGCUCAAUCUCAAGGCUGGAACAUAAUUGUUUCCCACCGAUCUGGUGAGACUGAAGACUCUACUAUUGCUGAUAUCGCUGUUGGACUUAAUGCCGGGCAGAUAAAAACCGGAGCUCCAUGCCGAUCUGAACGCCUGGCCAAGUACAAUCAAUUAUUGAGAAUAGAAGAGGAGUUAAAAAAUGACGCUAAAUAUGCUGGGGAACACUUCAUGAAGAUAUUGCACCCUAUUAAAUGA
This is a messenger RNA of Rodentolepis nana, 1317 nucleotides long. NCBI's taxonomy places the organism in Eukaryota, Metazoa, Platyhelminthes, Cestoda, Cyclophyllidea, Hymenolepididae. The record is from the annotation of a GenBank genome assembly.